GUCAGAGUUUGUUAUGAGCAUGCGUUGAAAUGCCCCGUGUCUCUCUCCAUGUCUGGGCUAUAUAACAGCUAAAAAAACCCGACAUUUGCCUUCUGCUCAUCUUAUAUACCCCUGUCUGGUCGAAAGCAAGCAACUCAUUCAUCCUCGUUGAUCGGGGAAAGUCGCUGGUCCUUUGUUGACUUUCAGCAGUAGUAAGAAGGACGCUGCUAUCAGGUACACCGAGACAAAUCAAAAGGGGAAAUUACAGAAAAGAAGGACGUCUUUUCUUCCUGGAACGAUGAUCUGGCUGGCCAGUCGGUGGAGCAUGAAAGAGUGCUGACGGGCAAAGCAACAGCGUAUCUACCGGCGCUCGAGCGUGAGAGGAGGAGCGCAACAGAGGAGGAGAAGGAGGAGAGGGGAGGAAUGGGUGUUGGUAAAAACACCACUUCCAAAUCCAUGGACUCCACCGCAGAGCCUUGCAAAUAUGAGGAGGAGACCAAAAACAGUGCACAUUUCUACCCCAUCCCAGUGGUUAACGGGGUUGUCCAGACGCCUGGAGAUCAAGACACUGAAGACACGGAGCUCAUGGCCAUUUACGCCAAAGACAGCCAGAAGGAGGACAAGUGCUCCAUAUCAGAGACGAUGGAUAGUGCGGACUGCGCGGACGCCAGGAGAAUGGAAAUGAUAUACACCAUUGAGGACACGCCUCCCUGGUACCUGUGUGUCUUCCUGGGUUUACAGCACUAUCUAACCUGCUUCAGUGGAACUAUUGCUGUGCCAUUCCUGUUGGCUGAAGCCAUGUGUGUGGGAUACGACCAGUGGGCCACCAGUCAGCUUAUUGGCACCAUUUUCUUCUGUGUGGGCAUUACCACCCUGCUGCAAACCACUUUUGGGUGCCGACUUCCACUGUUCCAAGCUAGCGCUUUCGCAUUUCUCGCCCCGGCGAGGGCCAUCCUGUCACUGGACAAAUGGAAGUGUAAUUCAACAGCUGUUCCUGUAUUGAAUGACACAGUGCUGCUGCACACAGAAGACAUCUGGUAUCCUAGGAUACGAGAGAUCCAGGGUGCUAUAAUAGUCUCCUCUCUAAUCGAGGUGGUCGUAGGGGCCUUGGGUUUGCCGGGUGUCCUGUUGAAGUAUAUUGGGCCGCUCACCAUCACACCCACUGUCACUCUGAUCGGUCUCUCUGGCUUCCAGGCAGCUGGAGAGAGGGCUGGCAAACACUGGGGCAUCGCCAUGCUAACUAUAUUCCUGGUCCUGCUGUUCUCGCAGUACGCUCGAAACAUCCAGUUGCCGCUCCCCAUCUACAAAUCCAAGAAGGGCUGGACCUCGUAUCGCCUGCAGCUGUUCAAGAUGUUUCCCAUCAUCAUGGCGAUUCUUGUGUCCUGGUUUCUGUGCUUCAUCUUCACGGUGACCGACGUGUUUCCUCCUGAGAAAGACAAGUAUGGAUUCUAUGCCCGCACAGACGCCCGACAGGGCGUCCUGGCAGCUGCGCCCUGGUUCAAGAUCCCCUACCCCUUCCAAUGGGGGCUCCCCACAGUGACAGCAGCAGGUGUGAUUGGAAUGCUGAGCGCUGUGGUUGCCAGCAUCAUUGAAUCUAUUGGAGAUUAUUACGCCUGUGCCCGUCUCUCUUGUGCCCCUCCGCCACCUAUACAUGCCAUUAACAGGGGGAUUUUUAUGGAGGGCCUGUCCUGUGUUCUCGAUGGUGUCUUUGGGACGGGGAACGGUUCGACGUCAUCUAGUCCUAACAUCGGAGUUCUGGGCAUCACAAAGGUGGGCAGCAGGCGGGUCAUUCAGUAUGGUGCGGCUAUAAUGCUUCUGCUGGGAAUGGUUGGUAAAUUCAGUGCUCUGUUCGCAUCAUUGCCGGACCCAGUUCUGGGGGCGCUGUUCUGCACGCUCUUCGGCAUGAUCACCGCCGUUGGACUUUCCAACCUGCAGUUUGUCGACCUCAACUCUUCACGCAACCUCUUUGUCCUCGGCUUCUCCAUCUUCUUUGGCCUGGUCCUGCCCAGCUAUCUCAAAGGGAACCCUCUUGUCACUGGUAUAGUGCAGAUCGAUCAGGUGCUGAAUGUUCUUCUUACAACUGCAAUGUUUGUUGGAGGUUCUGUGGCAUUUGUGCUGGACAACACUAUUCCUGGCUCUCCGGAAGAAAGAGGAAUCCAUAAGAUGAAUCGCAGAAACAGCGCAUCUAAACGGGACGGAAUGGACUCAUACGACCUCCCGUUUGGUAUGGACUUCCUGCGUCGCCAUCGCAUUUUCCAGUACCUACCAAUAAGCCCUACUUUUGCUGGCUACCAAUGGAGUGUUCUCACGCACAGCUCCCACGGGCAAAGCAGGAGAAAGGACGACAUUCCAACAAAACCAGAACUGGGAGAAAGUGGGGUAUAGUGUUAAGCCACCGUGUAUAAGUGUUCAGUUGGAAGAGAUGGUCAUAGCAAGGCUUCAUUUCAACCCAGUCAGUGUAACGCUUUAUUAAACAGCCAUCUACUGUUUAUCCUGCUUUCAUUUAUAACCUCUGAAACUCUUCUUGGUCAACUAUAAAGUUGCCAACACAUUACAGUUUAAAUAGCCUUUUUUAUGGCUCCUAAAAAAGGUGAUGGUAGUUGUCUCCAUGACAACGCUGAAUGGAUGCAAUGCAGAUUGCACCUCUAUCUUUCUUCUAUGUGGAAGAACAAGAAGGCGCAAACUGAUAGAUGGAAAUCAUAUAAUAUCUACCGAAUUUCAAUUAUCAGUAUUCCUUUUUUUGCAGACCCUCACAGCAUCUCAUAGAUAAUCGGAUGUGUUAGUACCAACGUGAGUGUCGACCGUCUCACACCUCCGCGCUCACAAACCCGUCUGUACUUUUUUUAAUGCAUGUCACUGGCUGGGAUCCUGUUAAUGCAAGUGGCUUGUUCAAGUUUACGUAGCAAUGCAAGGUUCGUGUGUUUUAUUGUAAAUGCACUGCUUGAUGAAGCAAGAAUAUACGCACAAAAAUGUAGUCGAACCUCCUUUGCUUGUUCCUAGUUUAACUUCCAGUGUCCGUCUGUCUUCGUGUCUGUCCAAAAAUCUAGUUAGUCAUACAUUAGUGACUAUAUUCAAUUCAUAAGUUUAGAAAAACGUGUCCCUAUGCCUUAAAACGUAGAGAACGAUUCUGUUUUAACCUGUAAAAUAUUUAACAUUGCAUAAUAGAGUAAAUGGCCAUAGUUCUGCCUGUUAUUAGUGCUGCUGUGUUGAUAGAUAGUUAAUGUUGACUUUUUUUCUACUGGGGUUAGGAAAAAUCGGCCAGUAAUAUUGCUGUUUUUCACAUCCUUGAGAUUGUAGUUAUUGCAAAAGUUUUAGGGGUGGAUAGAAUGUUGAAAGCAGACAGCUAUGCAGUAGUUUAAAUGAUAGACCGAAAGAUUGUAAAUCAGUGGAAAAGAAAUAAAUGCAAGACUCAGGCAGCCCUAUUGAAACCAAUGGUAGAAGAAAAGUGUUUCUUUUUGUGCGGAUCUAUCAAUAGAAACCCUGUUACGCCGGGUUUCUUGUGUGUCCUUUUUGUUGGUUGGACUUAUUCAAUCCUCACUGUUCUUGUGAAUGUGGUUAAUGUAUAUUAACCCCUGCACAUGUGGCCAUUUAGUGACUCUCUCAAACUGUACAAAUUCUAUUUUAUUGAAUUAUCAUACAACUAUUCCUUAAUCUCUUUGUUGUUACCUCACAUUGUUAGCAUAGUUCUCAAUUUUUGCUUUACAGAAACAUUGAAACAUUUUGUAAUCCUUAUGAAGACAUCUUCUCGAAGAACAGUUUUAAGAUGUUUACACCUGCAGAUUCAACACAAGAUUUGUUAGGGGCUAUGAUGUCGUAGGUCACUUGCGGAGAGGAAUAUGCACAAGUGACCCAGAGCGCCACCUGAUGGUCUAUAUCUGUAUGUCGGCCUUACUCUGCAUCCACUUCAAUGCAUUUUCUUUCCUUUAAUUUAUUUAUUUAUAUUCCCUAAGUCUGCUAUCUUUUCUGUAUAAUUUUCUGCUACCUGCACAAGUUAAAUGUUUCGGCUUGACAUGGAAGAUGUGCCUGGAUUAGAUGUGUUGGGGCACAUAGAAAUGGCCAUUUCAUAUUAAUACAGAUUUACAUUAUAACUGGUGCUUCCUCGGUAGGUCAUUCCAAUUUAAACAUGUUUAUACGGUUUUUUUUUUCUAAACAAAAAGAUGUUUUCUCAUUCUAGCUAACUUGUGAAACAGCUUACUGUUAUGACGAGUUUUUUGGUUGCUUAUUUUUGUUUCUAAUAGAAGUUUGUAAUUAUGCAAGGACCAUUUCACUUUGUAACACAAUGUUCGAACUGUUGCUUUGUUUUUUGCCUUAUUUACCAUUUUUUAAAAACAUCUGCCGUUUUCUGUGCAUUACAGGAAGCUGCAGUGUUUUUAAGGUGAAAUGAGAACCUUUAAGUGGCAGUAUUUGGGACCUGUGAUGGAAAAUCACUUAUGGUAGUGGACACUAGAAACAGAGUGCUGUUUGCUGUAUUUGAGUAACUGGCUCGGAACUAUCGCUAUCAAAACAUACAUUUGAUACUUCAAGCAUUACAGCUCAAAGGUAGUCGGGAAUCUGUGACUAUAGCACUUUUUCUUACAUUACUAACAUGAAUCUUAUUAAACAAUAAAACAAUCAGCACUCCAAAGUGGUAAUAGUGAUUGUCUGAGAGUUGUUUAUCCAAAGUUAAUGCAACAAGUGUUGCCUCUAUACCCCUUCAUUUACAUCUAUAGCUUUCACAGUGCUGUCAUUGGUGUCAACAUUUUUGUCCUUUUAUUUCUUGUUAUUAAAUGCGGAACAUCUCAAAAUUGUGGACUUCCUUAUAAAGACCUCUCGCAUCUUGUGACAAACUUUUAAAGCAAUUUUUAAAUCUCUUUGGCCAAAAUACAGCAAGCACUUAAACCCUGCAUUACUGAUGCUAUAGUUUUUUUUAUAUCAGAACAUUUUGAUAAGACAUGAUAAUUUGAUGCGUCUCAGCGUAAGCUUGGGUUAAAGUAUAAAGGUUGUGAUGGGUCUUAAUAACGUGGUUGCAUAUAGAGUGAGAAAUGUAAAACCCUUCCGUUAUUUUGAGGGGAACAGAUCUGAAAAUACUUAAACUAUUUGAAGUGUUCCAUAUCUUUUUAAUGUUUUAUUCUUGUUUUUUAUACAUGGUUUUGUGUUUAUACUGACAAAAAGAUGUUUGUAAAAAUCCAUGCAUAUAAUCUUAAUCAUCGAGCCUCUAAAGUGCACCACUUUGUCAUGUUUUUAUUUAAAAUAAAUUCUUCUUUUUCCUUUUUGAAAUCUGUAGUUCAGUGAAAUAAUUUUGUUAGCCAGAACUUUUCAUAUUGUAUUUUUCUAACAUUACUUCCUGUUCAUGUUCGUAGUAGUACAAAUUGAGAAAGCGGUAAAAUACAUUGACUAUUCUAAAUACAUGAAUAUAUAUUGAA
This is a messenger RNA of Triplophysa rosa, 5381 nucleotides long. It is a transcript of the gene slc23a2, whose product is annotated as solute carrier family 23 member 2. Gene Ontology annotation, molecular function: transmembrane transporter activity. NCBI's taxonomy places the organism in Eukaryota, Metazoa, Chordata, Actinopteri, Cypriniformes, Nemacheilidae. Gene Ontology annotation, biological process: transmembrane transport; L-ascorbic acid metabolic process. The coding region runs from base 403 to 2364 and encodes 653 amino acids. The transcript is spliced from 15 exons. The record is from RefSeq and is a predicted model, not a curated record. Gene Ontology annotation, cellular component: membrane.